Messenger RNA from Lemur catta (Ring-tailed lemur), 368 nucleotides. Its product is annotated as NADH dehydrogenase [ubiquinone] 1 alpha subcomplex subunit 1-like. The transcript has a single exon. The coding region runs from base 33 to 263 and encodes 76 amino acids. The record is from RefSeq and is a predicted model, not a curated record. Lineage: Eukaryota; Metazoa; Chordata; Mammalia; Primates; Lemuridae.
AGUGGAAUUUUGGCCUAGGUAACAGUGCCGAGAUGUGGUUCGAGAUUCUCCCUGGACUUGCCAUUCUGGGCGUGUGCUUGGUCAUCCCUGGAGUGGCCACUGAGUACAUCCACAAGUUCACUAAUGGCAGCAAGGGAAAAAGGGUUGCCCAUUAUUUGUAUCAUUGGAGUUUGAUGGAAAGAGAUAGGCACAUCUCUGGAGUUAAUCGUUACUAUGUGUCAAAGGGUUUGGAGAAUGUUGUAAAGCAGCACUUUCCUGAUUAAUGAAAAAAUAACUCAGUAAUGGUCAUCUACCCCUGCUAGAAGGCCAUACAGUGUAUUAUGUAGCAUGCAGUGUGUUCUAUAGAGCUUAAGAAAAAUAAAAUGAAA